AUGAUGUUCACCAAGACUCUCGGCCUUGCUGCCCUUUUCUCUGCUGUUGCCUCCGCCCUGCCCCAGGACAUGAUGGUCCGCCGUGAGGGUAUGGUCCGCCGUGACGGCGGUGGUGUCAAGAUCACCAACAACCUCGCACAGGACGUCUACGCUUGGUCCGUUGCUGGCGAUGUCGGCCCCAUGCAAACCAUCCCGAGCGGUGGUGGUGUCUACUCCGAAUCUUGGCGCACCAACCCCAACGGCGGUGGUGUCUCCAUCAAGCUGUCUCUUGACCCCGAGCAGCACGAUAUCCUCCAGUUCGAGUACACCGAGUCUGGUGACACCAUCUUCUGGGAUCUUUCUUGCAUCAACAUGGAGUCUGGCAACCAGUUCACAGACAAGGGCUUCUCUGUCCAGCCUUCUGAUGAGUCCUCCACUUGCCCCAAGGCCAUUUGCGCGGCUGGUGACACGGCUUGCUCUGCGGCCUAUCUCCAGCCCACUGAUGACCAUGCCACUCACGGCUGCCCCAUCAACACUGCUCUUGAUCUGAGCAUUGGCGCUUAG
Molecule: messenger RNA, 543 nt
Organism: Penicillium soppii
Lineage: Eukaryota; Fungi; Ascomycota; Eurotiomycetes; Eurotiales; Aspergillaceae
Product: putative extracellular thaumatin domain protein
Exons: 1
Coding region: 1-543 (180 amino acids)
Source: RefSeq, a predicted model, not a curated record